This is a messenger RNA of Apis laboriosa (Himalayan honeybee), 5440 nucleotides long. RefSeq names its product rho-related BTB domain-containing protein 1 (gene RhoBTB). NCBI's taxonomy places the organism in Eukaryota, Metazoa, Arthropoda, Insecta, Hymenoptera, Apidae. Gene Ontology annotation, molecular function: protein binding; GTP binding; GTPase activity. Gene Ontology annotation, biological process: small GTPase-mediated signal transduction. Bases 1192 to 3405 code for a protein of 737 amino acids. The transcript is spliced from 15 exons. The record is from RefSeq and is a predicted model, not a curated record.
CUAUACUUGGAUGGAGACUAAAAAAAAAAUAAUAUAAAAAAAAAAUCUGACUUUAUAAUAAAAACACUUUCAACGAUUAUUGGCUCAUUAAACUUAUCUUUUGGUUAUUAAAAUGUUUUUCAGGCUCGAAUUCAUCUUAUUCUCUUUUUCAAUCACACACAUAUAUAAAUAUAUUCAUAAUCUUCUCACAUUAUAUCUGAAAUUCUUUGUGCAAUGCAGAAAUGCACUUCUCAGUCGUGUCAUUAAUCUUACCAUAAUCUUUCCAUUUAAUUCGUAUGAAAUUAAUUCCAUUUUAAAAUCGUUCUUAAUUUCUAUUAGAAAAAACCAUUUGCAAUUCAUUCAUAAUUAUUAUAAAUUUAUUUAUAAUACUUUCUAUCUCUUUUAAAAAGGCAAUUUUCUUAAAAAAAUUCGAAAUCUCGUUCGACUUUUUUCAUCGCAAUUAGAAGUUCAUUUUCAAUUAUCAUAUCUUAUGAUCUCCCUAAAAAAAUAUUUAUUUUGUAAUUGAUAAAAUAAAAAUAUAAUUAAUAAAUAAAUAUCAACUUAAAAUAUCAAUUAAAUAAAAAAAUAAAUGCAUAUUCGAUCUUAACACUCGACGACCACUUAUACCAGAUAUAACGCAUUGCAACGUGUUCUAAGUUGUUGCGUUUAUCAGUCCUAUAUACAAUUUAAACUGUUACUUAACAAUCAACUUCAAACACUUAAGUCCACCUCAGUGUCUGUCUUCUUUCGUGUUCGUUUAACGGACUUGAUGAGCUAAUGGUAGCCCAAGUUGAGGCACAACAGCAAUGCAGAAAUCCCUUUCGGCUGUAAUCUUGCGGAUUGUUUGCUCGUAGUCGCGAAUCGCACGUAGUCAGACAUCGAGUAUAAGAUCCACGACAGCUAUAAGCCGGCACAAAGGAAAAACAGUUGUUAUCAAUUAUCAUGCGAAGGUGCAACGUCGUUUGCGAGGAACGCAGAAAAAAUUGCAUUUUUUCGGGAUCGAAAACGUGUCGUAUAACGUGGAUAACAGCAUUGUUAGCUUGAGAAAGGGACCGCGAGGAUCGACACGCGGCAUCAUCUUUGAUUUUGUGAAGAUCGGAUGUGGACAUUGCGCCAUUCGAUCGACAGAACGGUAGCAACGGAGGUAACCGCGUGUUCAAACGACCUGGCACGUGGGUGGGUGUAUUGGAUGAGAAGGGGUGAUUGUCGGUGAUGGACAAUGAGCAGCCGCAUCAGGAACUGGUCAAGUGUGUGGUCGUCGGUGACACGGCAGUUGGAAAGACCAGGCUGAUAUGCGCAAGGGCCUGCAAUAAACACGUGUCACUUUCGCAACUUUUGACAACUCACGUGCCCACCGUUUGGGCCAUCGACCAGUACAGGAUAUACAAGGACGUCUUAGAACGAUCCUGGGAAGUAGUCGAUAACGUGAAUGUCUCCCUGCGACUUUGGGACACAUUUGGUGAUCACGAAAAAGAUCGACGUUUCGCGUACGGCAGAUCAGACGUCGUGCUACUAUGUUUCUCCAUAACCAAUCCCGUUUCGCUACGGAAUUGCAAGGCGAUGUGGUACCCAGAAAUACGACGGUUUUGCCCGCAGACCCCCGUGCUGUUAGUGGGAUGCAAGAACGAUCUGCGUUACAUGUAUCGAGAUGAAACUUAUUUGAGCUAUUUUCGUGAUCGAAGUCCGUUCGUGAGAGCUACGAGGAAGAGCGAUCUGGUAAUGCCCGAUCAAGCUCGAGCCGUUGCACGUGAACUUGGCGUUUGUUAUUACGAGACCAGUGUCUUCACGUAUUACGGUGUUAAUGAAGUGUUCGAAAAUUCGAUACGUGCUGCCUUAAUUGCAAGGCGUCAGCAACGAUUUUGGAUGACGAACUUGAAAAGGGUGCAGAGACCUCUGCUUCAGGCACCAUUUUGUCCACCGAAACCUGUUCCACCGGAAGUGUGUCUAGCCGCAAGCACUUAUGAAGAGAAUAUGAAGACACUAUGGACAAAGCCUGUUCACACUGACGUGACUUUAAUAGCCGGAAACUGCACGUUUUCCGCUCAUAGGUGUCUUUUAGCCGCUGCAUCGCCUGCAUUUCAUCGACUUUUCUCUAUGGAACUUGUUCAAGAGCAAACACCUCGAAGUUCUAGCGAAUCUAGCAUGGUAAGUACGUUUGGUGAAGCAACGGUCGGUGAUUUCAAUGAUGACACCGAGUGCCUGAUUCGUAUCGAUCAAUCAAAACCUGCAAAAGUUUGGGAACAAUUGAAGCGACGUUCGAGCUUUCAAGUACUGCCCACCAUGGACAACCAAAAGAAACCGACUGGUACUACCAGAGAUCUUAAUCAUCCUGCCUUCCAAAACAUUCGUGUAUGUUUGACUGAGAAUACAAACGGAAUGCAGCAAUCAACGACAGUGGUUACGCUGUCUAAGUUAAUUACGCCGCAGGCAAUGCAGCAAUGUUUGCAGUUCAUUUAUACGGGCAGCUUGGAUAAACGGUAUCACGAUCUACAAACAGCUCCUAUUGGGCUUCUACUGGAAAUUAGACAGGCAGCGGAAUUCUUGGAGCUUCCGCAAUUGUUGAUGGUGCUUGGAACUCUACAAACUAGAGAUCAAUUUAAUAAUGAUCUUAAUAAUCGCUACAAACACGUAGUGAGACAACGUUUAGAAGAUAUUUGUUUAGAACAAGGACUCUUUGCCGAUGUAACAUUUGAAUUAGAUGAUGGAAGUGUUCCAGCCCAUAAAGCAAUUCUCACUGCCCGAUGCGAUGUGAUGAAAGCUAUGUUCUCCGGUGAUUUUCGUGAAAGCAGCGCAAAAGUAAUAGUGUUUCCUGGUGUACGCGAAUAUACAUUUCACAAACUGCUUUGUUAUCUCUAUACGGAUGAAGUGCCAGCAAUUUCCUCUGCCAGAUGUUUGAACCUCUUAGAAUUGGCAAAUCGUCUUUGCUUACCACGACUAGUAAACUUGGUCGAGAGCAGAGUAAUCGAAGAUCUCGAGAGAUUGUCUCAAAACGAGGGAAACGAGGCCGUGGAGAACUGUCUGAGAUUACUGGAACCGUGCAAGUUGCAUAACGCCGAUCAACUAGCUGACUGGUGUAUGAACUAUUUAUGCGUGAAUUAUAACAAAUUGUGCAAGAUGUCUCCACGAAGUGUGCGUCUUUUACAUCCAGAGAAUCAAGAAUAUUUAAAUGAGCAUCGAUGGCCUCCAGUGUGGUAUUUAAAAGAUUACGAUUAUUAUCAAAAAUGUUUAGCGGAACGUGAUCGAGAGAAUAAGCCAACAUUAAAAAGAAAUCGUAAUCAGUCCGGUUGUUUAUGCUUUUCUGGCACAAGUAAAACUAGAAGAGAAAGUUCCAGCGGUGGUGAAGGUACAGCAUCAUCAGCGAACAACGAUCCACAAUCUGAACGACCUUUGUUCGACUCGAUCGAGUCUGGUGAACAGGUUGUAUGACAAGAGCCCAGCGGCCUACGCCGCUCAAUCCGAUUCAUUUUGGUCCUACCCGUGCUCAUGGUCUUCAUAUGCACCAUUUUUACUAUUUUGAUACUGCUACAAAUUUAUACUUAAGAAAAUUUAAACGCCGAUAACAAUUUAUGCACAUUGAGGAUGCCUAAAAGCAAAAAAAGAUAAAAAAAAGAGGAAAUAGAUCCUCUAAUUUUUUAUCAAUCUUGUUUGUCGUACGCAAUGAAAAUGAAUAUUUCUGUCUAAUGUACGUUUCUUCUUUUUCUUUGUUUUGAAAAAUAACGUAAAUGAAUUGUAAUUCCAAAAUAAUUGGUGAAACUGUAUCUUUUGUACAAUUUCAAUGGAGAUGAAUCUGAUAUCUAUAUUGUUGAAAAAUCUAUUUAAAAUGUGUACGAUCUUUUAGAAUUUCAAACGGGCGUCCGUCGUUUGUAAGCGAAUAAAACAAGAUGGUGCCUUUUAUUGACGAUUCGUCGUUGCUGCCACAGCGACCUUUAAACAGGGUGAUGUUGAAUCACCUGGACAGUUUUAAUAUGUUUUUGAUUACAAAUACGAAUUGCAGAAAAAAAAAUAAAUCACAAUAUAAGUUGAAAAAAUAAAUCUUGCAUCCCAUUUUCCGUCAAUGAGCACGGCACGUUUUUCGAAUGUGAAGAACGUGAAUGCUUUAAAUUGCUCAUCCAUUCUGAUCACAUAAGUGAUUUUUAUACAAGAGAUAUUUCGGUGGCUGUUAAAAUCUUUGAGAUUUUUCAAAUUUUUUCUGUUAAUAUUGUUCAAGAUUUCUGUAUAUUCUUACAAGAAAAUUUCUAAAUCAAUUUCAAAAAGAAUUUUAGAAUGCAUCAAAUCCGAAUUGCAUUUUAUACCAAAUCGCUCUAAAUAAUAUCGCAUCUAAAUAAUAAGAAAUCUUGGACAGUAUUUACUUAAAUGAUUAUUAUAAUUUCCACUUCCCUCUCCCUAAUAAUAAAAUUACAAUUUAAUUUUACAAAAAGGGAGUAGGAGGGAAAUGUUGGAGAAUAAAAUCUGAAUCAGAAAAAGCCGCUGAAGGAAAAAUAUUUCCAAGAGACGAUAAAAAUUUGCCGUACUUUUAUCGAUGCGUGUUAGACUGAAGAAAACGAGCAAUAGCUUUAGUCCAUAAUAGAGCGUGAUUAUAUUAAGCGGUAAAUAUAGUUCUAUAAGAAAUAACUAUUAAUGAUAAAUCAACGCGGAUUUUUACAUUGUUUGUACAGCAUCCGACAACAGGCCAUGCUUCAUUUCUUGGGUUUCCAUGCGACAAAAUUACGAUUUCUUCGAAUGCGAGGAGACCUCUCGUAUUUCUACUAUUUUAUAACAAUUUAUGGCUAAGUGAAAUUACUAUUUUCAUCUUAAUUGUCGAUUAAAUGAUGAGGACAUAUGCAGUUCAAUCGAUAUAAGUAGGAUCGUCCAAUAAAAACUGCAACAUAUCGAUCACGGUAAUGGGUUACUUUUAGAAUUAUAAAUUGCGAUUACAUCGGUAAGAAUAAUUAAUAGCUAGAUAAUGAAAGAAUGAGAGUGAAUCGAUUAUUCAUAAUGAUUAUAUAAUUAUACGAAUCCACCGUUCGUAAAAUAUAGAACGAUGUUAUGUUAGAUGUAUUUCUGUGUCAGAGUGAAUCUUCGCGUAUAUUGUAUAUUUUCUUAGCAACUUGUACUUUAUAAGGCACAAAUUGGUCCUUGUAUAUCGAAGAAGCGUAAUUAUGCAUCGUUCAAGCCAGUUAUGAUCAUGCAUAAAUCUUCAAUUAGAAUAUGAAGCAACCUGUACUAUUAGCAGUCGGUAUUACAAAUAUUUAAUACUCGUUAGAUCAUUUUUUGUCGUGAUUAUUCAAUCGAUUCAUUAUUCAAUCGAUUCCCUUGCAUUAUUUCGCAAUGAAAGUAUGUUUGAAUGAGUGAAUGAAUGAGAGAAAAUGAGAGGAAAAAAUUAAAAUUUGCAAAUACACAUGACUCGUAAUUUUACAUUAUAUAUCUUGUAUUUAAAAACAUGUACAAACACGCGUGAUAAAUUCGUAAAGUUUUGAAAUAA